This is a messenger RNA of Corticium candelabrum, 2945 nucleotides long. Its product is annotated as CUB and sushi domain-containing protein 3-like. The record is from RefSeq and is a predicted model, not a curated record. Bases 94 to 2730 code for a protein of 878 amino acids. The transcript has 13 exons. Lineage: Eukaryota; Metazoa; Porifera; Homoscleromorpha; Homosclerophorida; Plakinidae.
CCAGUUGGGCAUUGACGGAGUAGCAGUGUGACGAGUAAGAAACCAGGCGUCGGGUUAGAAGGAUCCACGUUUUUCCUAGUGAUUUGCUAAAGCAUGAAGUGGAAUUUGUUCCUUUUCAUAUGUCUGACUACGACGAGCAUAUUUCUUCUUCAACGUUCUAAAGGAAAUGAAGUUUUUCUACGUUCUGCUUCAGCUACGCUUUCUCCAACGACUCUCAGUAUUCGAAAUCCUCAAACACAUGUCUUGGAAUGGCUUAAAGCGUCCAAUGCGAUUGACGGAGACAACAGAGAGGGAAGUAGCGGUGGGGCAUUUGACGAAUAUAUGAAAUGUGCAAUGACAGGUUUUGACAUUCAGUCCCGAAGAAACCCAUUGAAGUACUUAAAAAUAGAAAUGACACGCAAGGAGAACAUUUCAUACGUAAAACUACAUCUGAGAGACGGUUGGAACAGACAAAGGCAACAGAAUGGACUUACGGUCAGUGUCAGCAACAGCUCCAACAUCGAUUCUGCUACACGUUGUAGCGAUAAAGUGUACGAUGCUUCUACGCACGGGCAAUCGCCAGUGUUUGUUUGUAUGAAUCAAGCACGCUACAUUUGGGUCGUAUUACGAAGCAGUCUAUGGCAUCUUCAAGUUUGCGAAGUUCGAGCAUACACUGGUCCGAUGAAUUUGAAUGCUUCCGGAAAUACGUUGUUGUCAGAUGGCCCAAUUUCUUAUGGUGAUUUGAAGGGAAGCGCUGCUAAUGCUGUAGAUGGCAUAUCAGCGAUCGGUAAAUCAAAAGGACUUGGUUUUAAGUUCUGUGCUGUCAAUAAUUACAGAACAAACGACAAACUUCAGUUUCUUCGCAUUUCUCUCUACCAAAGACAAUCGAUUCUUUCUGUUCGUUUGCACUUGAGAGACUCGGCAAAUGGUUUUACACCAAAUCGCUAUUACCGCAGACUCGACGGCUUAACUGUUAGCGUUGGUAACUCCACCGAUGUGAACGAUGUAAGACGACAUUGCGGGUCAUCAUAUCAAGCAAGCCAAGGACAAUCACCAAUUUUUAUCUGCUACGCUACUGGAAGUUACGUCUGGUUGACUGUAAGAGCAAAUUAUUAUCUUGAGGUCUGUGAAGUGGAAGUUUACGCAGAUGUUCACUGCAUUACUCCUGAUUCUCUUGUCAAUGGCAAAUACAUCAUCACGAAUGACUCGUUGGGUGGGUCUUUGUCAGUGGAAUGCAAUCAAGGGUAUAAAUCUACAUUCUCUAAACCGAUUAUAUGUGAGAGCAGUGGAAAUUGGAGUCAACCAUUUCCAACGUGCAAAGUAGCUGGUUGUAAUCAAUAUGACAAUCCAAGCAACGGGAAUGCUUUGGCGUCUACUGAUAAAUCUGGAGAAAUAAUAAACGUAGCAUAUACUUGCGACAAAGGCUACCAUCUUAUUGGAAACGAAAUUCGACGAUGUGAUCAUGGAAGUUUGACUGGAGAUCCUCCAAUUUGUCAGGCUUUCUGUGAACCUCCUCCGAACGUCAAGAAUGGAAAAUUAUUCUUCAGUGACAAUGAUGGAAAGCAAAACAUCAAUAGUACAGUAACCUACGAAUGUGACAAUGGUUACAAGUUAUCUGAUAAGACAAAGAAAACUAGAAGAUGUUUAUCAAGCAAACAGUGGUCAGGAACAGCACAAUCUUGUCAUUAUAUUGAUUGUGGAAGACCUAGGGUUGCAACCAACGGAAACUUUACUGGAAAUACGACAUACAAUUCAACAAUUACCUUUACCUGUCGCAACGGUUAUUACAUGAAAGGUAUUAGAAAAGCAAAGUGUUUGUCUAACGGACUGUGGAGCAACGUUCCAUCAAAUUGCAUACCAUUUUGUGAACCUCCUCAACUUACAAAUGGAUACCUUGAAUUUAGUGACAAUAAUGGAGUGCAUGACGUUGACAGCACAGUGACCUAUCAUUGUGAUCAAGGUUAUGAGUUAUAUGACGACAAACAGAAAACAAGAAGAUGCCAAGAAGACAGGAAAUGGUCAGGAACUGCACCAACUUGCACGCAAAUACAAUGCUCGGAUAUUUCUAAUGAAAUUAUCGAAGAUGGCAGCAUUCUAAACAAUAAUAGACUGCUUGGCUCUAUUGCUGUGUACGAAUGCAAUAGAGGAUACCGCAUUGCUGGAGACAAAACAAGAGUAUGUCAAUCGAAUGGGAAAUGGUCGGGCAAUCCUCCAGUAUGUCAAGGUAACAAUUGCGUUUCACUUGCUUCGCCAACUAACGGCAACGUUACAACUGAAAUUGUACACACUAUUGUUAUCUCAACUUACUCUUGCGAGUCAGGAUAUCGAUUGAAAAACGGAGAUAGUUCUAGAAUUUGUUUGCCAAGUGGGCUGUGGAGUGGAAAGGAGCCAUCAUGUGAACCUUGCAGCUGUGAUUCUAUUCAAACACGUCAAGAUGCCAAUAAGAAACAACAUGCUGUUGUUUUAGUGCAAGUAACUUCUUCCGCUCAAGAAAACAAAGGACAAGUAUCAUUCAAAGCUAAAGUUAAAAAAGUCUGCCGUGCCAACAAUGCAAUAGCACGCAAGAUAAAGUCUGGAAAUUUUGCUUCACUUGCUGCCACGCAGCAAACUCAGCAUGGAACUUGCCGAUGUCCCGACUUUCAGAAAAAAGUUGUGUACAGAGUAGGGGUCAAGGUCAAUGGGAAAUCCGGAAAAAAAUGGCAACUUGAAGUGCCACGAAAGUUUUAUGUUGCAGAAUCAACAGUAUGCUAACAGAAAGCAGCAGCUGUAUUGCUAAUGUCAGUUGUCUGGUCUUAUUAGUAAAAGAGUAUCGGAUGCUGGUAACUAACAUUCACUGAAUAGUAUGAAAUUAUGGGCGCUUCCAAAUUCUCUUCAACAAGUAGUAUAUUAAAGUGUUUGUUGACAACGAAUUACAUCGUCGUGUACAAGCUUUUCAAAGUGUGAAUAAAAUUCAGUUUACCAACUAU